GAACUCCUCCACACAGGUUUGAAGUCGUCUCCUCAUCAUGUCUGGCAGCAGCAGAACUCUGGAUGAUCUGAGGAACCUCUAUCAGACCAGGAAAGGUUUCGAUUCACAGCAGACGACCAAGUUCUUUGACAGCUGGGCGGCGACAUAUGAUGAGGAUAUGGAGACACUCAAAUACAGAGAGCCACAAGUGUUGGUAGAUUUCCUAAAUGCCAACUUCUCUGGGAGUCGUGAGGAGGUGCAGGUUCUGGACGUCGCCUGUGGGUCUGGACUGGUCGCUAAAAUGAUGGCUGAACUGGGCUUCAGGCACUUUGUUGGAGUGGACGGCAGUAAAAACAUGCUGGACCAAGCUGCAAAGAGCGGCCUCUAUCAAGACCUCAAACUGGCCUUACUGGGAACAGAACCACUGCCUGCACAGACUGGUGCGUUUGAUGUUGUCAUCAUCGUUGGUGCUUUACGUGAAUGUUCUGUGCCGGUCAGCGUUGUCAGGGAGCUCUACCAGGCCACCAAACCAGGAGGUUAUGUUUGCAUGACGAGAGUGGACACAAAGACGGAGUCUGGAAAAGAAUACAAGGUGUCUUUGGAGAAAGAGCUGCAGCUGAUGGAGGAGGAGGCACUGUGGGUCAAAGUGGACACCAAGCAGGAGAACAAUUACCUAUUAGACCCUUUUAAUCGCCAUGAAAAAGAGCAGAAGGAGCAAUACAUCGGUGGGUCCAUAUACAUGUACAAGUCACUCAAGUAGUCACUGUACAUCUGUAGACAUUCCUUCACUGUCUGAUCUGUACAUUCAACACAAUGUCACUAAACACACCAAAGUUUAUGUGGACAUUUUGAUCCUUCAGUACAAUCAAGCCCCGAGCUAUGAUCGGACAGUUGAUUGUUUUUCAGUGAUACGUGACUUUGCUGUGUCCAGACCUGGAGGGUUCAGUCACAAUGAUAAACAUUCAUUUAUUAAAAACAAAAGGAAUAAUAAUUGUCAUUAAAUGUAUGUUUUUCAUGCAAUCAUGACAAUAAAUAUAAACAUUACAAGAGAAACAA
Molecule: messenger RNA, 1035 nt
Organism: Epinephelus fuscoguttatus (brown-marbled grouper)
Lineage: Eukaryota; Metazoa; Chordata; Actinopteri; Perciformes; Serranidae
Product: methyltransferase-like protein 27
Exons: 6
Coding region: 38-739 (233 amino acids)
Molecular function (GO): S-adenosylmethionine-dependent methyltransferase activity
Source: RefSeq, a predicted model, not a curated record